CUUCAAUUCUGGACUUAGAUGCCAAAUCUGGGUCGCUGACAAAUUUAUCUGCAGUGCUAGAUGGCAUUUUCUUCUCCACAUCCAAUAUAGAGAACACACAAGCCCAAACACAGGCAUGUUAACUUAUUUUAAAGAUUUUUGUUAAUAAAUUAUUUUUUAAAAUAACUGUCACCUUUUUAAAAGUUUUAUACACUACAUAAGCUAAGAAAAAAUAAAUGACGUAAUAGAAUGUUAAAGAUAAUGAAAUCUCUACAUUUAUUUUUUUUUUAAAGUACAACCAAAUUAACUUUUUAAAACAUGUUUUCUUUAUUUUAACAGUAUUUAAACCAUGAAUUGUUUAUUUUUAGGUGUAUAAAUCUCAAGCAGAAAGUCUCAACAGCUCCAUCAAUGAAGUGCUCAGCAUGGCAGAGAAAAGUAAUGCAGAUUCAGCCACUAAUUUGACCGCUGCUAAACUGGCAGCAACCAACACUAACAUUAUAUACAGUUCCAAUGCGGCCAUUGUGAUGCCAGCCAGAGACACCCUUCCCUUCCCUACUGGUAUUUAGAUAAUACUUUGACAUUUUAUGUCACAUAAAUCCACUUGCUUUAUGUAUAACACUAUUGUACUUUAGGAUUAUAAUUAAUCCUGUUUUAUUUUUUUUUAAAUCUUUUAAAGCUAAAGGUAAGGUCAAGCUUGAAUACAAGGCAAUACUAUAAAUGAGUUUGAAAAUUUCAUUACAAGACAGAAAAUGAAAAAAAAGAAAUUAUGAGAAAAAUAUAAAUAAGGCUUAGCUCUAUAAAAAGGUAAACUAGGGGAGUGGGGGAGGUUUGUGAAAGAGGAGGAGGCUAUGCUAGAAUUUUUUUAAAGUAGAUAUCUUAGGUUUCACUUUACUCUACUUUUCCUUGCCUUUUAUUUUUUUCCUCAUUGCCACCUCUUUUCCUAUGCUGUCCCAAUAUUCUCCACCACCAAUUUUCUUAACAUCAACCUGAAACUCAUUUUUGCUUAUCUCACACAAAGAAAGUUUCCUUUACGUAGUCUUUCUUUCUGAAAUCGUUGAAAUUACUCUUCAGAUUUAUUUUCUGUUAUACUAUUUUGCCCUCUGAUAGAUGUUACUAGCCAACACAUCUGUUGUUUUGUAUAUUCUUGUAUAGCCAUAUUUGACUAUAAAUGUAUUAUAUAAUGUAUUAUAUUUUUUAAUGAUUUUGUAAACAAUUUUGUUUGCAUCCUAAUUAUUUCAUACACUUUAUUCUAUCAUAUAAAACAUCUCUUUGCUAUACAAAACAUCUGAAUGCCAUACAAAACAUCUGUUUGCGAUACAAAAUGCCACUCAGAAAAGAUAGCAAUAAUAAGAUAUUAUUACCCAUAAGAAUGCUUACUGAUAUCUUGUGAUGACACUUAGUCUUUUAUUGUCAUCUAGGUGUCACUAAUUAUGGAAAUGGCGUGACAGUACUAAAUAGUUUACUGUCAACCAUUCCCCUACUGAUUGACAGCAUAACACCUGACAUCAGCCAAUCAGAAGCCUAUGUGGUUACUCUAGGGGAUGAUUUGAAAGAACUGAACAGGUUGGCAGUUUCAUGUUAUUUCAAAAAUAAUUAUCUGUCUUGUGAUUUUUCCUAAAGUCUCUGGAUGUCGAGAUUUUUUAGAUACAUUUUUUUUUAUCAUUAGACUUUACCAAGGCUGUAGGCCUAAUCUUCAUUACCUGAAUUAUUUUCACUUUUCUAAUCACCUUUAUAUUUUCAAAUAAAUGGAGGCCAUUAAUUUUAUAUUUAAGGAUUAUACUAAAUUCAGAUUAUAACUUGUUGGCUCUAUCGUUACUUUGGAGAUGGUGUCGGUGGGUCGUUGAGUUUGCACUCAUAAUACCCGCCCCCCCCCCCCCGGCACUCCCCCAAAUGGGCCAAGGCCUCCCCCGAAGCCCCAGACCAUGCGGAAGUGCGCCGGGAACUUCCCUCACUGGCCUGAGGGACGUCCGGCAGACAGAGGGCGCUGCGUUUAAAGCAUCCGUAGUCCGCUCUCCUAUGGGUCAGGAUGGCUUUACUUCCUCUCCUGAGAGGUGGUGUUGCGUUACCACUCCCCACUGCCCAGGGAGCUGUCGGGUCGGGACGUAGCGGGGACGAAACGGUCGCCUAGGGGCGGCUUUCUCAGGGCUGCAUCUUUUUAAUCAUUGACAAGGGUUUGGGCGGCCACCCAUUGCCUCAUACCCAUCAACGGCAACAAGUAAUCAUGUUAGCGCUCAACUUCCGUUGCGUUGGAAGUCAUGCGUUUUGCCUGGGAUCUUUUAGCUUCAGAAGGAAAACUCCCCCCUACUAGUCGGGCAUCCCACGAAGAGGCAAGAUCCCGUGUAACACCACCGAGAGGCUUGUGGUGCUGGGCAAGGAUUUUCCAGAAGUCCACCCUUGCCCGCCCGUGUUGGCUCUAUCAAUGAGUUUGAAAUAAUUGAGGUUUCUAUAUUAGUAAAAUGAAUAUCACUGUACCACUAAACACUUCCCACUGAUAGGAAACCAUGAUCUAUGGUUAAUUUUAAUAUGUGAAAUUUUAAUGUUGACAUGCAUUCUUUCUACAUUAUUUAGAAAUUUAUUUUCUUUUACUUUUUUUUUCUUCAACUACCAGAAAAAUGUUUAAUAUGUUAUUUUACUCUCAGAUCUAAAAUGACAAAAGCACCUCCCAAACUUGCCAAUAUUUCAAAAUAACCUCAAGAUGUUGGCUAAAGACUGGAAAUAACAUAUGUUUAAAAUCUCAGUUGGUCUGAUGUAUUUACAUUCCAACAGCACCUACCAAAACAUAACAUCUGUGGGGAAGCUGGCAGUAGCAACAAUGAAAAACUUUGACAAUGUUAUCAGAGACAUUAACAGUUCCGUAGCCAUGGCAACUAAUGCUGAACAGCUGAUCAAGGAAGUGCAGGGCAAUAUGUCAGGGACUGCUCUAGACUUACUGCAAGAACAAUACGGAACUGAGAGGAACAUAAGUGAGGAAUUGAGGAACACGAUAAUGGAGCUUGAUUAUCAACCACAAGGUUUUCAUUUUAUUUCCUAUCAUAAAUUAUGAUAAUAAAAAAUGUCUUCUUAAUGAAUAACAAUUCUUUAACUGAAUUCAAACAGAAUAGACAAAAGCGGUGGGACUUUUGCUAGAGGCAACUGAAAAUAAAAAAAUAGGUGUAUGCAAAGCUAAUUAAUGUUAAAUUAUAUGAAACAACUGUUGAGUAAUUAUCAAGUUAGCCAACAAAAUCUGGGGUAUUAGAAAAAGUUCGCUCUGAAAUUCUUAACAGCUUUGUAAAUCUUUAUAUAAGAGCUAUCAAGACAUUCUUUAACUGAACUAUUAAUUUGAAUUUCAAAAAUAGUAGCUUAUAAAAUGUUAAGAAAUAUUUUUUUCAAUUAAAUCAAAUUUGGUUUUAAUGUUUUCGCGUUAAAAACUACAAUGUUUAAUUAACAUAUUAUUUUAAAAAAAAUUAAAAUAGCAAUUUUGUGUUAAAAAUAGUUUUACAGAAUGCAAUUGACACAGCCAUGUCUAGACUGGACAAAGAGGUAUCACAGUGGCAAGUGGCAGAUGCAGCACUAAGUACACUGACUACUGCUGCUUUAAAUCUGAAUACACAGAUAAAAGGUGAUAUCUAAAGAUAAUUAACACUAAUAAGAGAUAUCUAAAACUUAAAAAAAAAAAUUAUAACACAUUUUAUUGUUUUAUCUUAAUCAAUUAUUUUUUGGAAGAAAAGAAAAUUAUGUGAUAUUUAAAAAAAAUUUUUGAAACAAAAAAGGAUGUUGUGCACAUUUUAUUUUCUGUUUAUUUGAAAGUAAAAUUAAGUAAAUAAAACACAAUACCCAGAACAGCUGUACAGGUGGUAUCUAUCUUUGAUUUUCUUAGUAUUUAUUCAACACAUUCUUCCCACUCAUUCCUAUCUCAGGUAUCUUAAAGAGCUGUGCAAACCAACAUUUUUCAAUGACAUUUUUAUGAUUUAUAUUGUUAUAUUUGUGUAACAGACCAUGUUUGCACACGAAACCAUUGAGUCAGAGAGGUGGCAUAAUUUGAAUAUUGAACUAUGUUAACGUGUAUUUUUCACAGGGAAAGAGUAAAUUUUGUUUUUGAAAAGCAGAAGUGAGCCGCACGUUUUGUUGAGUGAUCAAGGGGCAGUAUAUCGGAUGUCGUAGUUAAGAGAGGACGUGGUUGAUUUUCUGGGAGUUGAAUUUUCUAUACCAUGGAAUAAUAUAUAUAUAUACAUAUGGAAAAUAAUUGCAUUGUGGAUGUUAUUAACUGGAUAUUUAUGCAAGGAUUCUUCUUAAUAUUAUUAUUGUAAAAGAUGACGUAAUAAAGUACUGUGAGUUUAAUUGGAAAUUAAUAUACUUCUUUGUGUGACUGGCUAAGUGAGUGAAGGAAUGGAAGAAGUAUUACUCUACACAAGCCGGCAUCCUGAAUCAUCAAUAUAGAAGCAGUUAACCAUGCUACUGACACAACACCCUAAUAAAUAGCAUGUCAGAAGCAUGUGUUACAAUUUGAAUUUAUCAGUAUCAAUUAAUUUAAGAUCUGCUGAUCUGGAUUUUUUAUGGUGACUUCUAAUUUAGCCUUUUUUGUUAACCAUUAUUUCCUAGAAGGUUGGGUUUGAAUAGAGUUAAAAUGUCUUCCUCACUACCUUGACACAGGUUCACAAAUAAACAGUGUUUUGAAGGUAGCUACACAGAAGGUCCAAAAUGCAUUGGCCACAGCUGAAUCAGUUGCUGGAAGUGUUACCACUCAAGAGAGUACCCUUCACCAGAAGCAAGGGGAAAUAGAGAUCAUACAGAAGGAUAUUAUCAGGGCUCAGGACAUGCAACAAUCUGUUCAACAGGCCUGUAAGUUAUCCUAUAACAGAAGACAUGAGAAAUUUAACAUUUAUUGCUGAUUACCAUAAGGGCUAAUACAAUAGGAAAGCCCCCACAAAAAAAAGAUUUAUCAAUUUAUUACAAUUGUCUAGAAGAGGAAAAUCCGAUAAACCAUUAAGAGAAACUUAUAACACUAACUUAACCCUCUUAAAGUAAUACUAGAGUGCUUGAUUUUACCAUGUUUCGUACCCAGAGAAUAUGGUACAUCUGAUAUCAGCAUAAUUUUGUGUUUGUUUAACUUUCAUUAGAGAGUUAGCUCCCUGGACUUCUCAAGGUCAUUUAACGGAUUCUUAUGUUAAGUUUUCCUCCUGUGAUUUUCUUAAUUCACUUACAAAGCAGUUUACCUGUUGAGCCAAAAUGUUAGGUUCUGUUUUGAUUUUCUUGAUUCUUUUAAAUAGCAGUUUACCUGUUGAGCCAAAAUGUUAGGUUCUGUUUUGAUUUUCUUGAUUCACUUAAAUAGCAGUUUACCUGUUGAGCCAACAUAUUUGGUCAUUUGCUCAGACUUGUCGGGCACAAAUUUUUGUGACAGAAUUUUUGCUUGUUGAGGACACCAAAGUGUUUAUUAAUAUGAGCUUUCAUUUUCUAUUUACAAAUUCCACCACCAAGAUGCACAGAUUUGAGUUAGAUCCCAUUAUGUUUAAAUAUUGUGACCUGUGUUAUGUUGCAAUUGUUUCUAAAUUUUCAGAUAUAAUAUGACUGCAUUCAGUUUUCAAUUCCUAAUACAUUUUGUACCAAUGUGCCAUGGAUAUUAACCAUGAAUGAAUCUAAUGAACUAAGUAAACCAUUAUAUAAAAGAAGAUUAAGGAUAUGCUCAGUGGUGGACUGAAGCAUCCAAGCAUACGGGGACAAAAAUCUUUCAGUAGGAUUUCAUGACUAAGUUUUAUAGUAAUGUGGAAGUAGCCGAGGCAGCAUAUGUAUCACAGACCCUCACAGCCCACUAGGAAUUUUCCCAGUGUCUAGGUGGCCCAGUCCAUCCUUCGUGUGCUUUUUACCUUUAAAAUUCAAGUAAUGUUCAUUAGUGUAGCUUUAUUUGCUACCAUUUGUUCAGAUUAAUUCCUACCAUUUUUUAAGAUUAAUUUCAAAGCAGGGAUUCAGUUUAGAAAUGAUAGCCAUUAUAUAAAAAACAAAUUAUUACCAUAUUUCUCCUUCUAGGUGCCAAAGAAAUUUUAAACAGUUUUAUUUUAAUGCUAUAAAAUUCAACAAAACUAAUGUUUCAGUAAAAAACCAUCAAACUGAGGAUGAUGCAUUCAAACAGAAUGUGAGCCAAGCUAGCUCUCUGUUACAAAAAUCCGACCAAUCCAUCAAAAAUAUUGACAAUAAGAUUAAGGACUUGGAAAUCAAGAUGGAAGAAGCUGAAGUACUUCUGAAUCAAUUACGUCAGCCCUUGAACUUUGAUGGUAAUCUAAGCCUGCAGAUCAAGAAUCCUGAAGCCAACAGACCUCACCUCUAUGAUGAGCUGGUUUUAGAUAUGAGGAAACCUGGCAACUUCACAGAUGGAGUUGUUGUAUUUGUGGACAAUCCCACAACAGGUAGCUAGCUACUCAUUACUUUGAAAUAAAUUUGAAAACAAGGAUCCACUAUUUGUAAGGGGAUAAUUUAAUUCAUUAAGACACAAUUAAACAAAGCUUUAUCAUACUUGGUUACUGAAGGUCCAACCCUCUUCUAUUAUGCUUCACUAAAGGAAAAGGAUACUAGACAUUAAAGUAAAUGUAAUUUCAAGAUAUUUAAGCAAGACUCUUUUUUUUUUUUAGAUUUAUAAAUCUGAACAGAAGAUACACAUUAUUAUCUUUAUAGGAAAAAUUUAAAUGGCAAAAUUAAUUUAGUAUAAUUUGUAUUUUCUUUUUUUACAAUUUCAAGAAGCUUGCUUUAAAAUAAUUUGACGUAGAAUUUGUAGCAUGUUACAAAAAACAUUAUUGAUCGUUUAUCAAUAAAUUAAAUUUAUCUCUUUUAACAUUUUUCAGACAAAAAUGGGGGGUGGUGGUUGGUGUUUGCUUAAUUUUUGUUAACAGGUUUAUUUCUUGAUAUACCUGUGUAAAUUGUGUUUCUAUUUGAUUGCAGACUUAGAGGUACAUUAUUUAUAUUGAAAAUAGUCCUUUUGCUAUUACAGGUCCUAUUAUUAUAACUGGUCCUAUUGCUCUAACCAGUCCUACUGUCUUAACUAGUCCUAUUGUAAUAAAUGGUCCCAUUGUUAUUCAAUUUCUCAUCAGCUGCUGAACUGCAAGUGGGAGUUGCCAGCAAUAAAGUCUUUUUUGAGUUCAACAAUGGAGCACAGAUUGUUAGAGUGUCAAGUAGAGCUGAAAUUUGUGAUGUUUGCUGGGCACGGGUGGCUGCAUUUAGGUAGAGUCAUUAAAUACUGCUGUACACACAUACAUAUACACAUACAUAUAUAUGGCAUCUUUCUAUCUUCGUGAGACGAUGGAUUAGCUUAUUUACACUUCAUCAAAUGGCUUAUGAGGCAGAUCCUGGAAUGACAAUCUCAGGUGCACUUCUCGCAGGAUAAACUUUGGCCUUCCAUAAUGCACUGUUUUGUUGCAAGGGCUUUGUUUUGCAUAUCUUCUACCUGCUUGUUUCCUUCAUUCACUGCUUGCCAGCUGGAACAGUCAGUGAUCAGCAAUGAGCUCCCAUUCACUAUUUCUAUGUUGGCUUCCCUCAUGUUUGUUUCUCAAACAUCAUUAAAGCGCAGCCGCUGCCAUCCAGUAAGUCUUUCCCUCUCUACCAACUCUCUCUUCAGCAGAUUAUUUGAAAUACAGCCUUCCUCCAUUCUCCUUACUUGGCCUAACCAGUGAAGGCACCUCUUAACAAGAGCAGAGACCAUACAGCACAUUUUGAAACAUUCCUAGAGCUCUAUAUUUGGCACUUUGUCCUGGCAUCAAAUCGCAAUAUCCGCCACAGACAUAUCUGGUGGAAACAGUUGAGUUUCCACUCACGACUGGCAUAUGUGGUCCACACUUCACUUCCAUAUAGAAGCGUGCUGAGAAAACAUGUCUGAUCAAUAUCAUCAUCAGUGGCGCUACAGCCCAUGUAAGGCCCUGGCCUGCUCCACUACAUCCUUCCAUUUGGAUCGAUCCAUGGCUUUCUGCCUCCAUGAUCAAACCCCCAACUGGUGUAAUUCUUUCUCCACAUCGUUGAUCCUUCUCAGUCUUGGUUGACCGGUGAGCUGUCUGCCCCUAGGCUUCUGCCUGUAUAUCACUUUUGCAGCUCUACAAUCUGACAUCCUGUCAACAUGUCCUGCCCAGCACAGUCUGCCUUUUUUUAUUGUUGUGACUAUGGAUGGGUCUUUGUACAAUUGGUAUAGCUCUUGGUUUGUACGGAUUCGCCAGACGUCAUUGUUAAUCACACAUAUGUCUGUUAGUUAGCUGUAUGUGUAUCCAAAAUGAUGUACACAUAACAAACAGCUCUUAAAAAAUAAAUAAACUUUAAAGAUUUCAGCUUUCUUGGCUGGUAAUUAAUAAAGUGGCUUGAUGGAUUUAAUCAGGUUUAGAGGAUUACUGAAGAAAAGAUGUAUAUGAAGCCAUUCAUUGUUGUGUAUACAGCCAUUCAUUGUUGUAUAUGAAGUCAUUCAUUAUUGUGUAUAAAGCCAUUCAUUGUUGUGUAUGAUGCCAUUUAUUGUUGUGUAUGAAGCCAUUUGCUGUUGUAUAUGAAGUCAUUCAUUGUUGUAUAUGAAGCCAUUUAUUGGUGUAUAUGAAGCCAUUCAUUGUUGUAUAUGAAGCCAUUCAUUGUGGGCAGAUAGUACAACAAUAAUCUUAAGUAAGGGAAAUGACUGAAAACAAAUGAAGCUCCGUAGAAAGGUUUACUCCCCUGUACCUGUGCCGGGGGGGGGGGGGGGGGAACUUCUUUUAAAAAAAGAUUUUAAAAAAAAAAGCUACUUAUUUUUAAGGGAAAUGGAUUUAAAAAUUUAAGUCUACUUAUUUUUAAGAGAAAUGGAUUUAAAGAUUUGAUCUAGCUACCAAUCCUAAUUUUUAAUUUAUAGACCUGUAAUGGCAAAAAUGCAUUUCAAGUUAAACUAAAAAUUACAAUGUAUGAGAAAAAUUAAAGAUAAAAGUUUCAUUCUCAAAAUUAAUGAAUACAAAAGAAAUUUAAAAAAUAAGAUUAGUGACAUCUGUUUACACUUGAUGCAAAAAUUUUUUACUUUGUUAGUUUUUAAUUAGAAAAUUUAUAUACAGCAUUUGAUGUUCCCUUUUAGGUAUGCUGCUGUGGGCUAUUUAACUGUUACCAUGAUAUCCACCGGAGCUGUAGUAGCAGACAGCAGGGCUGGACUGAUUGAUUCUAAUGCAAGGAAUCUGACUCUUACUUCGAACUUAUAUGUUGGAUCACUGCCAAAGGAUCUAGAGGUGAUAGAUGGUGUUAAAAUAAGCAUGAGGUGUUACAAUAAGAAUGAGGUGUUAUAAUAAGCAGGUGGUGUUUAAAUAAGCAUGAGGUGAUACAAUAAACAUGAGGUGUUAUAAUAAGCAGGUGGUGUUAAAAUGAGCAGGUGGUGUUAUAAUAAGCAUGAGGUGAUACAAUAAGCAUGAGGUGUUACAAUAAGCAUGAGGUGUUAUAAUAAGCAGGUGGUGUUAAAAUAAGCAGGUGGUGUUAAAAUAAGCAGAUGGUGUUAAAAUAAGCAUGAGGUGUUAUAAUAAGCAGGUGGUGUUAUAAUAAGUAGGUGGUGUUAAAAUAAGCAGGUGGUGUUAAAACAAGCACUAUGAUCUAGAUCUUAAAAUACUUAGUGUUUAAAGGGAUAAUUUCCACCACAUAAAAUCCACUUGACAUUUCUUGAAUCUUGACACAAAGAUGAAAAUUAAAUUUGGUGUUCAUUUAAGUAUUUUAACUCUAAUUUAGCUUCAUGUAUUAAAGAUUAGCAAAGGUCUUGAAAUUUGUACAUAUUUCUAUAGGAUUCUGCACAAAAAUAUAACUUAUAAAAUAUUUUAUUAUUAUAAAGUUUAUAAAUAGAAUACAAUUAACUUUUGAAAUUUAUGAAGUUUGCAGAAUCAUCAUUAUCUAAUUCUCAUGUAGAGAUCCAAGAUGAAUAAUUGGUAUGUAUUUCAUAAUUUAGACAUCCAAGGUUACUAACAGAUGGUUCCUGGGAUGCCUGCAUAAUAUAGUCUAUCAGAGUCAAGAUGUCAGCCUGUGGACAACCUCUCUGACAACCAGCAACCCACCCAAAUGUUGCCAGACCCCACCAGCCCUUCCAGCCCCAUUUACCACACCUGGAUUGUCCUUCGACGGCUUCGGUCACAUCACACUAUAUCCUGGCAGGCUUUUGUUCUCUGACUUUAAACAAUUCAGUCUUGAGCUGCGAACCUUCUCUACAGAAGCCACAUUGUUCACAGUGUCUUCUCCUGACAAAAAAACUGUAUUUUCCAUCACAGUUUCUGCCAAGGCUGUUGUAUGGACAAUCCUGAAUGAUGGAGUGCAGUAUAAGUUAGUGAGUCCGUUACAGAUAGCUACUGGAAAAUGGGCUCAGGUGAGAAGAUUUUUAGUUUCUUAAUCACAUACCAAAUUUUAUGUAAAUACAUUUAUUUGUUAUGACUUUUCAAGUUGGUUUCCUUAACAAAUGUGAAUUAUUUAAAAAAUUAGCUAUGAUUAUAUUUAUUUUCAUGACAGAUUCUAGCCAUGAGAGAUGGAAAUGAAAUUCGGCUGGCUGUUAGAUACCUGGAUGACCCAGAUAGUCUGGUUGUGGCAAGCCAAACUACUACCUUCUUCCAGUUGAACCGACUCGAUGGAAGAAACCUGAUCUUUGGAUUAAAUUCUGAAACUCUUGAAACUGGGUUGGUACUUAAAAAAUAUGAACAAUGUUAAAAUUGCUAGCUCCUGGUUGCUAUAGUAAUUAAAACAGUUAAUGACUGUUUGUUUAAAUUAAAUUUACUGGAAAGAAUGUAUUUGUCAAUUCUUCUUGUUAUAAUUGAAUAUCCACUAAUAUUGCUUAAAUUUUACAAAUUUGAAAAAAAAAAUAAAAAAAUUUUAAAAGGCAUUUGUUUACUAGGAACAGAAAAAGCUUUUCUGUAAUAAUUCAGAAUGAUAGUGAAUAAUUUUAUGUCAAUUUAUUGAUAGAAAUUUGUGCAAAGAAAACAUAACUAAAAAUGUGUUCAUCUUUUGAAUUUUGCUUUUGUGAUCCUCAAAAACAUGUUUUUAAACCUUUAAUCCUGACAUUUUAAAAAAAGCCUUAAGUCUUCAAAAAUGUUGCUUUUCACAGAUAUGGAAAAGCAAAUUUUGCUGGAUGUGUGAGGAACAUUUCUAUCACUACAUCAACAGAAACUCAUCGCCCAACCUUUCCUGACUCAGUUCUUGAAUCUUCUGGGGUGAAAACAGAUGGCUGCUAUCUGAAUGUAAUGAUAAGUUAACAAACAGUUGUCUUCGUUUUUUUAUUGUCAAAAUUACUUUUAUUUAAUAUAUGAAUGAAAUAGGCAAUUGAUCAGCAUGAAUGUUAUAUUGUAAUUUAUAGUCUGUGACAGGGACAGCCACUCAGUAAAUCUUAAGUCAUCCUAAAAAAACAACUAAGAAAUGUAUGUUCUAUACAAUUAAAAAAUAUUAUGUAAAAUUUAGGCAGUUCUUUAGGGCACAUUUUAUUUGGUAUUCCUUAAUUUGCCAUAAAGAUAUUAAGUUUAUAAAGUGACUGAAUUUGAGAUUAAAAUGACAUUUUCCUUUGAAAAUAUAGAACAUAAUACAAAUAAGAUGAAAUGUAAGUUUUUCUAAACUAUUUUUCACUUUGAUGAACUAAUGUGAGACCCACUGAUUUCUUUGGUGUCAUCACAAUCACUAGUUGGUUGUUUGUUUUUUUUUUUAAUUUCCAAAAUGAAUUGUACCAAUAAUAAAUUGUAAUAACAUCAGUAACAACAGUUAAAAACAUAUUGAUAUCCAGGUUGUUGAAGGCCUGGGAUUCACCUCUGAGGCAUCAUACGCACAGUUUCCAACAUUAAAUCAACUGCAGCAAAUGAAAACCUUGGAGUUUGACAUCAUUACUACCCAAUCAAAUGGAAUGCUGUUGUAUAUCAGUGGUGAAGGAACUGUAAGCAUUUACCAAUCAUCUAUCUGGCUGCUCUAAUUUAUUAUAACAAGACCUUAUCACAUAUUUCCCUCAUCAUAGCUUGAAAAUGUAUGAAUCUUGAUGCACAAGUUGCUGUCUGUAAUUUGUUUUGUUCCUUACAAGUUUAGCAUAAGCAACAUUCCCUUUCCACCAAAAACGAUGACUAUUGCUUUUUAAGUUUUGUAAUUCGCUCCCUGAAAUUUGUUGCAUUGACCUAUUUUAUAAUAAUAUUGUUUGUCCUUCGCAUGUGAAGAUGACCAUAGUUAGAAUUGAGUCGUAGCCUUGACUUGAGCUAAAUUUUGAUUAUAGUGAGGGAGAGUUGCUCAAUUCAUCAGUUUGAUUCAUAAGCUUUAGUGGGGCAAUGACACAGGUGGAAAAAAAAGUUAUAAAAAUAUAGUUAGAUUACAUAUAAGUAUAUUAGAGACAUCAGAUUUACAAAAAAAAAUGGUUUGAAUGCCUGUUUAUUUUAUUUUCUUCCAUGCAUGAAAGAUGAGAUUUUUAUACAUGGCUGUUAUUGGUGGCAAUGUCAUCUUGGUGUACAGGCAAAAUGACACCGGUUCUGUCAUCAGUUCUGGUUAUUAUAUUAGUGAUGGCCAGAAACACACAGUCAGGGUAGACUUUUUAACAUUCAGGUUAGUCAAUGAACACUACAAAUAUAUUAUUGAUUUCAUUUUCCUUUCAGUUGUCUUUGUAUAAAACUGCACUAUAAAAUUUUAUAAUGUUAGGAUGAAAUGAGAAUUAAUCUGACUCAUGCAGGAAAUGUUAUGUAUAAAAUCAUAGAACAUUAUCUGUGAAAAAUUUCAAGAACUGUACAAUAAAUACUUGGUUUCUAAUGUCAUUAUAUCCAGGGUUGCUCUGAAAGUAGAUGACAUAUAUGUAGAAGCCGGGCAGACAUUGAGUUUGGACUAUUUGUCAUUCCCUGCAAAUGCUGUUCUUAUUCUUGGUGGAGUGCCUCCUACAGUAGAACUGCCACCUGAUUGUCCUGUCAAACAAUCCAUAAUUGGUGGCUUUUCUAGACUUGUGCUCAAUUCUGGGUUAGUGAUGGUUGUAAAAACUGAAUUUAAACUGCAUGUUGAGAGAUAUUAGAUUUUUUUUUUUUAAACAAUCCUAUGAACAGUCCUAAGUGCCAUAUUUAUUGCAGAAUGUAAAUUUUUGCUUUAUUUUUCAUGUUUCUUAUUUUUCCUCAUUGGGAAACUUCAAUGUAGUUUAUUAUACUUAGAAACAUUUUUUUUUUUUUUUGAAUUUCACAGCUCCAUUGCUUUUUCUGAGAUGAACUUUACAGCCCAGAUGGACAUAACUUUAGGUGGUAUAAUAGCCCCUUCUGGCAGCACCACCGCACCACUUGUAAAUGUGUCACAGAUGGUCAUAUGUGCUUCCAAGCCUGUUCCAUCUUUGUUGCCUUUGUCUGAUGGUGUUCUGUUCUCAGGGAAUGAUGGUCUUGUAUGGAAUAGUGUUAUUGAAAAGAAAAUUAUUGAAUUUUUUGAGGGAUCGUAAGUAUUUUUGCAAAAAGCUUUAGUUAAAUAAAAUUGCAUUAAACAGUUUUAUGUUCAAACAAAAAAUAUUGAAAAUUUCUUAGCGAUUCAUUUAACAAUGUGCUCACAUAAAUUGCAAAAUUUUAAAUCCUUAGUCUUUUCUCAGUUGCAUGCUUUAUUAAAUCAAUUUUUUAUGAAGCUAACAGUUUUUGCAAAGUUCUCUAUAUUAGUUUGCAAUUAGAACCUUCUAAUUUGAAACCAGAAUACCAAAGCACAUAUGUCAAGGAAUUGUGAAAUGUCUCUCUUUUCGUUCAGGUUUACCAUGAACAUAGAUUUAGCUGUGUACAAAGCAGAUGGAGUUUUGCUGUAUGUUGCUGACCUCAUAAGUAGCCCUACAACUUACUUCACAAUUUACAUCAUGGAUGGGAUCCUCCAUCAGGCUAUGAGAACCUCUCUUGGCACAGCUUUGGAUGUCAAAUUGUCCAAGGCCAUCAAUGAUGGGCAGAAGCAUCAGGUAACAUGAUUGUGUUUAUAUUUAAUAAUUCCAAGCUUCUGGCUCUUGCUGUGUUUGUUUCCCUGAGAAACCAGACAAAAACAAUUUUGAAAUAAAUAAAAUGAAAGACUUAUUUUAAAUCCUUCUCAAGAAACUUUAAAAAGUUUAAAAAGAAAGGCCAAAAGUCUAGAAAAAAAUUUCUUAGCAUUUUGUCACCUACCACAGAAUGUAAAUCUUUAUGUAAUUUGAAAGAGUUGAGGUAAUUUAUACCCAGGCAAUGAAUAUAAAUAGAAUUUCUUCAUGUUUACAUUUUGACACCAAAUUCAACUAUUGAUGUUUCAGCAAACUUGAAUAUUACAUUGAUUUUUUUCCAGAUCCACUUAAUGAGAAACAAUGACCAUGUAGCACUAAGUUUUGACAAUAGCACUAAAGACUAUGUCAACAAUAACCAGAAUGGAAAUGUAACAUCUAAUUUCACAUUCCCUACCACCAAUCAAGUCUAUCUUGGUGCAUUGGGUACUUACAAUAUCAUGACAUCGCCAUUACCUCAAUCUUUUCAGUCUCAGGCAAGUGACAAUUUUCAAUAAUCUUUGUGAUAUAUAUAUUAUAUCAUAUACAUAUAUAAAAGUUUUUAAAAAUUGUGUGGGUUUGUUUGUGGUUUUGUUUCACAAAGGCUUUUACAUGGAUUGAUGGAUCUUAACUAAACUUGGAACUUAUAUAUAUCAUUAUUCGAAAGGAACUCUAGGGGGGUUAUGAACUUUUUUUAACGUUCCAUUUGGUUCUGUGGGCCACAAAUUUUUUUUUUUUUUCCUUAUUUGAGCUAUGUAAAUAAAAUUAACAAUAAGUACUCCUGCAUGAAAGGAUUGAUCUUGACAAAACUCAGUUCACUUGAUUAGCCAUAUUCAAAUACCAAAGGGUACUGAACUCAUAAUAUCUAUUCGUCUGGAGCCGGGGGGUCCCAUUUCAUUUUUCCUUAUAUAAACUAUAUAAAUAUCAUUAGGCUUAAACAACACUUUAGGUUCUAUAUGAAUUGAUGGCCUAGCCUGGUAGCAAUACACUUCAUUGUCCAUAAUGAAAUAUCGGUGGAUUUAAAACUAAGAAUAUCCAAUCUAGAAUUUUCCAGAAAUUUUGAUAACUUUAAAAAGCUGAAUCUAUGGCAUUAUUAAAAAAAAAUUAAAUGGGACAACUUUUAAAUUUUAACUCCAUAAUUCAUCGGAAUGAUUUUUAUGGGGCCUCCCAUCUCAGGCUAAACUAAUUCAAUACAAUUAUGCAAUGGGACCCCACUGGGGCCCCUCAUUCAACUAUGUACUAUAGUUAUAUUAGUGCAUUUAGUUGUAUAAUUUUUCUUUUUCGAAGAAUAAUUACUUAGAAAAUAUGUUUGUUACACAUUUUGAGGAGGAUAUAAAAUUUAAUCUGGAGUGUUCCAGAAAGUUCUAUAUUGUUUUACAUGGAUAUAUAAUGUUAUCUAAAAGCUUUAUGGAAUGUUUGCUGAUUUCUAUACUUUCCUGGGGAUUGGCUCAAUAUCAUUUAGUUAUCUUUUGAUAAGUUUCAUAAAGAUUUUGAUCAUUCUAGAAGCUUUGAUUGGUUACAGUACCAAAACAGAUCCUAAUAUUAAAUGGAUCUCACAGAGAACUGGAUCUCACUUGUAACAAGAUCAAAAGAUUAACGGGAUCACAUCGCGAAAUGGGAUCGCAUCGGGUAAUGGGAUCCCAAUGGGUAAAGUGAUCCCACGGUGCAUAGAUUCUCAACAAGUAUGGGAUCCCAUUUGGGAAACAGGAUCCCACCGUAAAAGGGAUCCCUUUGAGGAAACAGUAAAAUACUUGGAUCAGAUUCCAAAAUAGGUCAGUAUCCCACUGAGAACAGGUUCUCAUUGGCAUUUGUGAUCCCAUUUGGAAACAGGAUCACAUAGCAAUCAGUAUCACAAAGGGAUCACAUGGGGAUCAGGAUUUCAUUGGGAAAGUGAUGCCUUUGGCAUUUGGGAUCCCAUCAAGAUUGGGAUCCCAGGGGGUCAGAAUCCCAGAGGGAAAAAUGAUCACACCGGAGUCUGGAUCCCAAUGGGAUCGGAAUCACACCGGGAUUGGGAUCCCAGCAGGAAUUGAAACCCAUCAGAAUAUGUGACACCAUUUUGAAAUGGGAUCCAUUGGGAUCUGGGACACCAUUUCGGGAAGGGAUCCCAUAAAAGAACAUUCAUAUAAGUAUAAAUUAUAAAUUAAAUUUACAUAAUAUUUAAAGAUAUCUUUAUAUAUAUUCUACCUAUACCUAAAAGUGAAAGAAAAGAAUAAUACUGCGCACAAAACCCUUAUGAAAACAAUGCUCAGACAAAUGGAAAGAAAGUGGGUGGAGGUACAAUAAAAAUUUAUAAUCAAACAGGAAAAAGACAUUGCAGCUAUGUUGAAUGUUGAAUUUGGUUUAUAGGCCUACCUUAUUGAAUCAACUUAACAAAUCUUUUUAUUAAUUUAUUUUCCAUAUAAAUUCAAUCAGGUGUAUUGCUUACAUACAACAUAACAAUAACUACAACAUCCAAUAUUCAAUUAUGGUUAGCAUUAUUGAAACGUUUAGAAACUGGACAAAGGGCUUGUUUAGUGAUGUUGUACAGGCCUUCUCUGAAAUGGUCUCCAAGGAGAUGACCUGGUAUUUUUUAUUUUUUUUAAUGACGGAAAUUUGUUGAAAUGUUUAAAUUUGUAUUUUGUGUAACCAUAACUAAAACUAAACAUAAAUUGUUUUAAUUACACAAAUUGUUUUUUUUCCUCAUUAAUCUCCGCUGCCCCUACAUAUAAUUUUCCUCACUUUUUACAAAUAAUGGUGUAAACCACUCUGCGACUUGUGCUAGUAACCCUCUUUGAUUCUGAAUAUUUCCAGAGGGAAAUUGAUUUUAUCAACUUCAAUCACUUUGGGGCAUGUACUACAAUGGCUAGGGUUGCAUCUUUUGGUGCCUAUACUAUACAUAUGCUUUAAUAGCAGGGGAGGUGUCUGCUAACAAGCUUGUCCUUAAGGCUCAUAUCAUCAUGCUUUACUUUCUUAUACCCUGGACAAAUUUUGCUUAUGGGCAUGAUGAAGUGGUACCAGUUAAAUCUUAAAUAAUGGUUACUUAUUUGUGUGUGGUGGGGUGGGGGAUGUUGUGAAGUCCCCCUUUGAUAUCCCAGUAGACCUAAAACCUUUCUACCCUUAUAUCUCCCCUUAAGUUCAUGUAUCUCUCACUUUGAAAACCACCAUGUUCAACUACAAGUGUCUUUGAACAGCAUGAAAAGUUUAUUUUACCCGUACUAGAUGAACAACACUAAUAAAUACAAUUUGAUUAUAUUUAUUUUUUAUAAUAGUUGGCCCAGAGAUUUUUCCUCUUUAUUUCCCAGCCAACCAAAGCAUAUUUUGCUGGAGCUAUUUAUAACUUGGAAAUUCAAGACACUCCAAGUACAAUAGAGACUCUACAUUUCAGGUAUGGCAAACUACAAAGAAUAAUUAUUAAUCAUUUUAUACUGCAACAAAAAGAAUAAUUAUCAAGACUUCUAGUUUCAUGAGAACCAUAUAACUAUUUAAGGACUAUUCUUUUCUUUCCAAAUUAUUUAUAUUAUUUCAUCCAUUAUGAUUUUAGAAUACUGCAUUUACCUAACAUAAUAUAUUAAUCAGCAUAUCCUUGUACGCUUUGAAGUUUUAAAUAUCAGGGGCAUGAUGUGUGUAUAUGUGGCGAUCAAUAAAUAUCAUUGGAAAAUAGGAGAUUCCCAGUAUAAAUUCUGUAUUAAAUAGGUUAACACAUAGGUUAUUAUAUUUACAAUAAACAGUAAAUAAUAUUAUGACAAGAAGAAUCUUGCAAAAAUUAUUGAAUGAACAAAAAUUAUAGUUGAUGAAAUUUAAAAUGCCUUUUCAUGUUUUCAAGUAGAUGCAUUAAAAAAUUGUAAUGUUGUAUUUAAAAUAAAUCAAUAAAUAGUACUCAUGAAUGUUUUUCUUUUUAAAGUAAUCUAAAUAGAAAUCUCUUUGGACCAGUAGCCAAAUCUGUUUACUAUGGAAUAUCUCUGACUGGAGUCAACUCAUAUCUUCCACUAGGUAUGUUCUUCGGAACUCAGAAUAGGCUGAUUGAUAUGUUAAAGGGUUGUUAGUUCAUUACAUAAGAAACAAUUAACUCUUGGCUGACUACAUCUCUUACUUUAAAAAAAAGUAAAACAAAAAGAUUUUGUGUAGUUUAGAUUUAUCUGUUUAAAAUGUCCAUUGUUAUGUCAUCUUGUUCUAAAAGUCAUGUUACUAUUGCUUAGGUGUUGCUUCUACAUGGGACAGCCUAACCAUUGAAAUGACUCUUACUACUGUCUCAAAUUCUGGACUGCUGAUGUUAAUAUAUGAGAAUGCAAACAAGUUUUUAGCUAUGGAUUUGAAAAAUAAUCAGGUUUUUUUCAUCUAUUGUAACAAUAACUUUGUUGAAUUCAUCCCAGAAAAUAAUAAGUAAACCUAUUCCUUCAAUAUUUAAAACUAUUUCUACAUUAAGAUUAUUUACCAAGAAUAAAUAAUAGUUACAGAAUUUGUAAGGCAUGCUAUUUAUUUACUGAUGAAUGUAAUGUCAAUUUUUUUUUUUUUUAAUAUUGUACUUGAAAUUUUAAAAAAUAUUGUCUCAAACAAUUAAACUGUAAAUGUCUAAUUUUAUUACUAGUUAGGAUUUCAAAUAGUUAACCUAUUCAUUGAGGUAUUAUUUAAUGGUACUUUUCUCAAUGUUUGCCAGAUCCGUAUUCAUCUGCCUUCAUCAUCUGUGAGUGGGGGGCAACCUUUGACCAUUACACUUGAUACAUCAAGCAAUUUGUGCAAUGGAGUUAUCCAUAGUCUUCAACUACAGUUUGUUAAUAGUCUCGUAAAACUGACAGGUAUUAAAAUUCUGUAUUUAUGUUGUUAACAGUCUGCUCUAUGAAAAAUAUUUGAUUUGGUACAAUUUUGGGAUAGCAGUAGUAAAAUAUUUGCAAGGCCGUCUGGCAUUUAAAUCAAAUUCAAUAUGAAAUAUUUAAAUGUGUAUUUCUUUUUUAUUAAUAAAAUUAUAGUGUCAGCAAUUUGUUAGAAGCAUAUUUUAUACAACAAAAUUUUUUAAAAUAUAUGAAAUGAAAACUUCACAUCAAGCCUUCUAUGAAUGUAAUCAAAUGGAACACAUUGGUUUAUAAUCUUCUGUUAUGUAUUAAAAAUUGGAAUUGUAUUUGAAUUUGCUGGCCUUUAAAAAAAAAGAAAUUUCUGUGAUAGCUACAAAGGAUCGGUUUGAGGCCAUAUAAUUAUAAUCCACAAAAUCCUGUAAAAUUUUAAUCAAAAUUGAUAUGGGCUCUUUAAAAUUGAUAUGGGCACUAACAGCAAUUAUCUGUUAUUUGUGUUAAUCCACCAAAAUUGCUUUGCUGGUAUUGCAGCUGACAACCAGGUUAGAGCAGCCAGAAGUAUCCCAGAUAGUUACAAACUUCAAGCUUUGUCAAAUGCCCAGUUGUUUGUUGGUGGAGUCACAGGUAUCUUAGUUUCUGCAAAUUAUCUUCAUCCUAAAACCAAAAUUCCAUAAUUAAUAUAGUAGUUUACCAAACAAAAGUUAUUAUUCAAUACACAUUUUAUGUCAGCAAUAUUUGCUGCAUAACUAAUUUAAAACUCAUCUUUUCUAAGUAUGGAUGUGACAAAUUAUGUGAAUGUGUCAUUCUGACAGGUCAAUUCCAAGGGCUUCCACAAGAACUCACCACUGCAAGUCUCUCAGCAUGCAUUAUGUCUGUAUCCCUGAGCAACCAGGGUUUAUCUAUCAGGAACUUUGACCCCACCCAAUACGUUUUAACAAAUUCAACUGAUUAUGGGGCAUCUUACAGCUGCCCUCAUUAAUGUGAUGUUAAAUCAUAACUGGACUACAUCUUAUCAAUUUUCUCUCUAUCUUUUUUAAAACAAAUUUUCCUUUAUUAACUAUCCAAGCAUUAGAAGUGGAAUGAGGGGGGUGCACUAGUUAUCACCAUUAUAAGUGGUGAUGACUGAUUUAAUUCAAAAAUUUUUAAAUAAGUUGUAUUAAUUAAUUUUAUUAUAAUAAAAUUAUUUCAAGUUUGUCAAAAAAUAAUCUUUGCUCAGUCAUUCUCUUUUUCACUUCAGAAUAUCAAAAUGCUUAAAUAUUUAUUUAUUUAAGCAUUUUUAUAUAGAGCUUACCAUAAAGCUCUAAACGCUUUACAAUUAUUAAAAACAUGUAAACUAAGUAAAAUAAAAAUGAGACACUAGGAUAGUAACUACUAUCAAUAAAUAUCAAUAAAUCUGAGUAUGGUGAGUUUUCCUCGAGAAAGAAUUCUUAAAACAUCAAUUGAUAAUCAGAAGAUAAUAUGCAAUCUGUAAAAGUUAUAAAAUAUUUUUUAAAAAGUAUAGAAAAAUAAUUAUUAGGAAAGAUAAUACAUUUUGAAAGUGUUAUUUAAAAAUAAAAUAUUUUGUAUUUUUUAUUUUAUUUUUUUUAUUUUUUUAAGAGUUAUUGUUGAGGGAAGUUUAACAUCGUGUGUAACCUUAACCAGCUAUUCAGCUGCUGGUGAUACCUCUGUUAAUUAUAACUUUAUUAAGGUGUAGAUGUUUGUCAGUGUAGUCCGUGUGAAUAGUCUUAACAAACAAUUCUUGAAAAUUAUUUUGUAACAAAAUUAAUUUUAAAAAGAUAUUACAAACAAAGGUUUUUGGAUUUAGUUAAAUUUGAAUUUUAGUUCUUUUGUAGUUCAUAGUUUUCAAAGUCACAUUACAAUUCUUGUAAGUAAUUCUUCAAAUAUGUCUCGAACUUGUUUUUUUUUCUUUGAAUUUAAAAAUAAAAUUAUUGAUUUAUAACAAAAUAA
Lymnaea stagnalis (great pond snail) is the source of this 20574-nucleotide messenger RNA. The record is from the annotation of a GenBank genome assembly. NCBI's taxonomy places the organism in Eukaryota, Metazoa, Mollusca, Gastropoda, Lymnaeidae.